Gregarina niphandrodes is the source of this 2356-nucleotide messenger RNA. RefSeq lists its product as hypothetical. The transcript has a single exon. The annotation marks the transcript as partial. Lineage: Eukaryota; Apicomplexa; Conoidasida; Eugregarinorida; Gregarinidae. The record is from RefSeq and is a predicted model, not a curated record.
AUGGGCAAGAGUCCGAGACCAACCAAACCAAAAUCUCCUGAUGGAAACCAAGCCGCUCCGACUCGCUCUCGGACCGCCAACGCACCCGACCUGGAUCAGCAAAGGCUGUCUCAACACAGACCCAAUCUUAACUCCGGAUCGAAUGCCUACCCGAAUGUCAGUCUCGGACGGUCCUUGCCCAUCCCGUAUGCGCUGGACCCCAGGUCCUUGCCCAUCCCGUAUGCCCUGGACCCCACGUAUGAAGUCCAGGGGAUGGACAUGUUUGUGCGAUACGACUUGUGGAACCAGUGGGCCGGCUGUCACCGAUGGCCACGAAAAAGCAGCACGGAGUCCGGCGAAGUACCGGUCGACGUCCUGACACCCACGGAGCAGCAGCUGCGGCUGAAACCAGACGACUUCUUGCCACAGGUGCCAUCGACCGCUACCCCCCGGACCGCCUGGGCCGUGGAGACAAUCGUGGCCAUUUCGAAUGCGCCUUCACUCGAAGGCGACGCGUUCCCAGCGGCUAACGACAUCGCCGACGGAGCCGAGAUGGCCGCACGAGUCGGGAUUGCUACGGUCGAGACCGUCGAGGAGGAGGAGGAGGAGAAACCCACCAUUGCACCUGCGGAGACUCCAACCGGCCGACCACGCAAAUCUUCCGGCGAAAUCUCCGAAGACGACCGGGAAAGCGGCGAGGUAGAGGACUCCGCAGAGGGAGACUACCACUGGGAAUGGGAAGACCCUCACCGACGUAAACCUUACCGACCUAACCGGCUCCCCGAAGAUCGCAACCGAGGUGAGUCCUGGGACGGCCAUCGAGACGAUAGCCGAGAUGACCGUCGGGAUGGCUAUCGACGGGAUCACUAUCGGGAGGAUCGCAGAGAUGACUAUCGGGAGGACCGUCGGGGUGAUCAUCGGGAGGACCGACGAGAUGACUAUCGCGAGAACCGCCGACAUGACCGCCGGGAUGACCGCGAGAGAGAGCUUAAGCGGGAAGACCUGAAGUGGAAAGGAGAAAAGCGGGAGAAGUCUGAGCGGCGCGGAGGCCGUCUUUCAUCGGGAGGGAUGGGCAUAAGUUACGGUGCAGACGGGCGGUAUCUGCGGACAAGUGUGGCUUCGUGGCACAGCCCGGACGCGGUACCACCGGCGGCUGCGAUGGCCUUGCGGCCUCGGACGGAGGCAAAGAAGCAGCGCAAACAACAAGUUACGCGACGGAACAAAGCGCUGCGAGAGACGGCCAAGAUGGCGCACAUGCUGGGACAUGUAACAUCGGAAGGAUGGCCCGAAGGCACGCUGCCCUUCCGGUCACCCAGCAGCAGCUCCGUAUCCCUGGAACAACUAAUCGCACUACCACCCACCCUCUACCCCCCUGGCAUGGAGCCACCCCCUGCGGCUCCAUCCGCUCCGCCGCCCCCUCUGCCUGGACAGCCUCCACCACCGAGACCACCCCCAGGAACGCCACCCGGACAUCCGCCAGGGCCGCCACCCGGACGACCACCAGGACCACCGGGGGGUCCACAACCAUCGCCCAAACCGAGGCCGACCACCCGUAGUGCAUAUCACUCUCAGACGCGAGAGUACGCCACACCACACCUUUACGACCACAUCAAUCGCACGGAACCACUCCACCGAACGCCUCUGGGAAGUCAGUUACCGCAGACGAUGUUACCGCAGACGAUGUUACGGCAGACAGUGUUACCGCACCUACCUGCCCAGCACCGUUCCGAGCCACGUGUACAGCCGCACUUGGAGCAGCCCGCGGUCCUGAUGGUGCCCAGGCAGACCUCGGACGGCUUCGCAAACGACUGGUCUUCUUUUCAGAGAAGUGAAAGUGUGUGGCCGACAGCCCUCGACCAAACGCGGCGGCAGCUCCCGGCUGAUCCCGACUGGGACGCAUUUGCCGCAGAAGCUUCGCUGUUCUGGCCAAGCUUCAACCUACCUUCCGACCCCACGGCUAGCCAGACCACUCAACUUAGCCAGACCACUCAACCUACCCCGACCACUCAACCUACCCAGACCACUCAACCUACCCAGACCAACUUGCUCGACUACACCGAGCUGCCCAGCCGGAUGAUCGUGCCGGCGAAUGUGUGGCCCACUGCAGAGGAGGCGGCCGUGAUGAUGGCACAGAUGGCGGCACGUAGAGCGCGGGAGGCUCAGCGCGAAGUUCAGCGGCAGCCGUCGCCGCGGACUCGCGCGGUCACGCCACCCGAGCGGACCGUCCCGGUUCUGGCCGUCCCGAUCCCAGCUGCUCCGCGUCCGCCGACGGAAUCGGAAGAGACGCCGCGGCUCUCUGCGGAGGAGCUGGCGGCCGCGCGCAUUCCGCGACGGAAACGACCAGUCGAGGAGGGCGGUGUCGCAGCCCCUUCCAAAC